Molecule: messenger RNA, 2430 nt
Organism: Eucalyptus grandis
Lineage: Eukaryota; Viridiplantae; Streptophyta; Magnoliopsida; Myrtales; Myrtaceae
Product: peptidyl-prolyl cis-trans isomerase CYP57
Exons: 10
Coding region: 175-1683 (502 amino acids)
Biological process (GO): protein folding; protein peptidyl-prolyl isomerization
Cellular component (GO): catalytic step 2 spliceosome
Molecular function (GO): peptidyl-prolyl cis-trans isomerase activity
Source: RefSeq, a predicted model, not a curated record
UUGAAAAAGAAAAAUAUUCAACGACAACAGCUCAGGGACCGGCGGCCGACGGCGUCGUUAGGGGUGUUCUUCUUCCCCAGCCGAGCUCCAGAAAGACCUGGAAAUCGCGGGCGGCGGAAGAUUCGCCUUCGUCGAGAUCGGCGCGGGGAGCUCCGGCGAGGAUUCGAGUAGAAGAUGUCGACCGUGUACGUGUUGGAGCCGCCGACGAAGGGGAAGGUGGUGCUGAACACGACGCACGGCCCGCUCGACGUCGAGCUCUGGCCGAAGGAAGCGCCCAAGGCCGUACGGAACUUCGUCCAGCUCUGCCUCGAGGGCUACUACGACAACACCAUCUUCCACCGCAUCAUCAAGGACUUCCUCGUCCAAGGCGGCGAUCCCACCGGCUCCGGCACAGGUGGCGAAAGUAUUUAUGGGGAUGCGUUUUCUGAUGAGUUUCAUUCACGUUUGAGGUUCAAGCACAGAGGUUUAGUGGCUUGUGCCAAUGCGGGAUCACCACACUCCAAUGGGAGUCAGUUUUUUAUCACAUUGGAUCGAUGUGACUGGCUUGACCGGAAAAAUACCAUUUUUGGAAAGAUAACUGGCGAUUCCAUAUACAAUCUUAGUGGAUUAGCUGAGGUCGAAACUGACAAGAGUGAUCGCCCGUUGGAUCCACCUCCCAAAAUUAUCUCAGUGGAGGUACUCUGGAACCCUUUCGAAGAUAUUGUUCCUAGAGCACCAGUGAGGUCUUUGGUUCCAACUGUACCUGAUGUUCAAAAUAAAGAACCAAAGAAAAAGGCCGUAAAAAAGCUGAACUUACUUUCAUUUGGAGAGGAAGCUGAAGAGGAGGAGAAGGCAUUGGUUGUUGUUAAACAGAAGAUCAAGAGCAGUCACGAUGUGCUUGAUGAUCCUCGCUUGCUGAAAGAACAUAUACCAAGUAAACAAUCGGACUCAUCUGACAGCAAAACCGCAAGGGAUGUCCAAUCUGUUAGAGAAGCUUUAAGCUCAAAGAAACAGGAGCUGCAGAAAGAGUCCGGAGCUGAAUUUUCAAAUUCAUUCAGGGAAAUUGCCGAUGAUGAAGAUGACGAUGACGACGAUGCGAGCUUUGAUGCAAGAAUGCGUAGGCAAAUACUUCAGAAAAGAAAGGAGCUGGGUGAUCUCCCUCCAAAGCCAAAGCCAAAGUCGCGUGAUGGGAUUUCUGCCAGAAAGGAGCGGGAGACAUCUAUUUCAAGGGACAAAGAUGAUGAUGAUGAUGAUGAUCAACCAAGGGUGGAAAAGCUCUCCUUGAAGAAAAAAGGAAUAGGAUCUGAAGCCAGAGGUGAGCGAAUGGCUAAUGCUGAUGCAGAUUUGCAGCUGUUGAAUGAUGCUGAACGAGGUAGACAGUUGCAAAAACAGAAAAAGCGCCGGCUUCGAGGACGUGAAGAUGAGGUACUUACUAAGCUCGAAACGUUCAAGGCGUCAGUAUUUGGAAAACCUUUGGCGUCAAGUGCCAAGGUUGGAGAUGGUGAUGGUGAUUUAUCUGACUGGAGAUCAGUGAAGUUGAAGUUUGCUCCUGAGCCUGGCAAGGACCGAAUGACUCGUAAUGAAGACCCAAAUGAUUAUGUUGUUGUGGACCCUCUCUUGGAGAAGGGAAAAGAGAAAUUCAACAGGAUGCAGGCCAAAGAAAAACGAAGAGGACGGGAAUGGGCGGGCAAAUCUCUCACUUGAUCCUAUUUAUCCCCAUUUGCAUGUCUCAUGAAUAUAACCCACUCCGUGAGCCACCGGGCGAUGGUGCCAGGUUCAUGCUUGCAGAGCCAUUCGACCAACAAACUUUGGACAAACUAAACCAGCAAUUCUAGAAGUGCCAUGUUAGAGUUGGUAGCUCUCUUCAUUGAAGAGAUUGACCUGUUGACAUCCUCUUUCUGCAUCACUAGGACACAAAUCAACAUGUACAUAAGUCUCUCCUUUGAGAGAGGCGGAUAUUCUAGUAGGACCGUUCUCGAAGUGGGACUGUUCUUGCUGAGAGUUUUCUUAGUUCUUUCCUUUUGUUUUCUCUCUCAACAUUAUGUUUUGCUGGUCUCAUUUCGACCGAAGCGCUUCUGGAAGAAAACAAUACGGCCGGAAGACUUGGAAAACAAGGGGAGUGAUCUCCGUCUCUGCCCACUAACGCCGAGCAUGACAGGAAGGAAAGGCGUUGGAUUCUGACCAACCCCACCACGAUGUUCUCGAUUCCUUCUAGACGUUUGACGAUGGGGGCUGACUGCAGACCUGUCCGAGCCUGCUUAUAAUUUGGUUGGCUAUUCUUGAAGGAGGAGAGCCAUCACAUGGUCCUUGUUGGCUUUGUCGGGUCCAUUGGAGUUUUGAUCGUCUUGUGUCGUAUUAGUUGUCAUCAUCACGAGAAUUUGGGAAUCUGACUCUUCUCAUUCUUGAAUCGCAACGAUCAAUUUCUAUGGAUAGAAGAGAGAAUUAUUUUUA